Molecule: messenger RNA, 4093 nt
Organism: Plutella xylostella (diamondback moth)
Lineage: Eukaryota; Metazoa; Arthropoda; Insecta; Lepidoptera; Plutellidae
Source: RefSeq, a predicted model, not a curated record
GCGGAGCCCGCCAGUGUGCCUCCAGCCGCCGCGGCGACCGCUCCACCCGCCCCCGCGCCCCGCGCCCCGCGCCUCCACGGCCCGGCCAGUGACAGUGCAGUGCAGUGAAGUGUAGUGAUAUUGUCCGAGGACGCGACGUAAGUGCACGUUUGUAUAUCACACCCGUUGUUAAAGCCGCCGCCGACAUCAUUUUUUAAGGCUCGACGCUGUAAUAAACGUCACCGCGAGAUUAAGAUAGCGAUGGAGGCUGCGCGAUAGCGAGCGGCGUCAGUGUGUGUGUCGGAGUGUCGGUGUGUGUCAGUGUGUGUGUGUGAGUGACAUGUGCAGAGCACGGGCCCGGCGGCCGCGCGCGCGCCGGUAGUGUGGCGGCGACAGUGCGGCGCGAGAGUGGCAUGUGCGGUGCAGGGCACUGAGUGCACAAUGGGUUGUCAGCUGGGCAAGCUGGCGGCGUCGGCGGCGGCGCCCGUGGAGGCGGCGGCCCCGCCCCCCUGCGACCCGCGCCUGCCCCUCACGGCGCGGCAGAAGUACUCCAUGCUGGCCAGCUGGAAGGGCAUCGCGCGCGCCAUGGAGAACACCGGCAUCUGCAUGUUCAUCAAACUGUUCGAGGAGAACGGGGAGCUGCUGGACAUGUUCGCGAAGUUCCGCCAGUGCCGCACGCGGGAGGCGCAGGCCGCCAGUGCCGAGCUGGCGGAGCACGCCCACAGUGUCAUGAGCACGCUGGACGAGGGCAUCAAGACGCUGGACGACCUCGACUCCUUCUUCCACUUCAUCCACCAGGUCGGCGCCAGCCACCGCCGCAUCCCCGGCUUCAAGGUCGAAUACUUCUGGAAAAUCGAGGCUCCGUUCCUGGCGGCGGUGGAGGCGACGCUCGGCGACCGCUACACGCCCAACGUGGAGAGCAUCUACAAGAUCACCAUCAAGUUCAUCCUGCAGACGCUGGUGGAGGGCUACGAGCAGGCGCCGCCCGCCGCCGCCGCCACGUAGAGCCGUGACGUCACGCGGGCGAGCCGUGGCGUCUCGCGGGAUCCAGGCAGGAGCCGCCAGCACGUCCACCGUAUGACGCGUGCUGGCGUGUGAUGACGUCACACGGCUCCACUGAGAGCUUCGCGCAAGCUCUCGCGCUGUGAAGCUCGUGUCAAUUCAACAACCAAUUAAUUUGAAAAGUGAAAGAAUAGACUUUUAUAAUGUAUUUACAUAUUACGUAUUAUGUAAAAUAAGUACUUGAGUAAGAAUUAUUAUGAAUGUUUAGCGAGUACGACUUACUUAUUUUGUAAAACUGUAUUUCGUGCCGACACAAAUGUUCCGUGUUCGAAACUUGAUGUUCUGUUUGAGUAUGUCAAUAAUUUAUUACGCGACGUUAGUUAAAUUAUCAAAAUUCUGAGAUUUAAAGUUUUGAGGUGUACUAUAAAAUUAUACUUAAUUGUCGCUUGAUAGGUACCUAUACGUGGUAUUUUAGUUUUAAGGGAUAACUUAGUUAGUCAUUGUGUAAUAUUGUGGUACCUACGUUGUUGUCCGGGGUGCGGCCGUCAGCGCACCUCCCUCACUCUUGCUACUCGUAGAGCUGUCCCUACCUGUGAGGCCCCCUCGACCCCCCGACCCCCGCGUCCCCCGCGCCCCCGCUGCUCCGGCACGGGCUCGCUCAAGCGCCGCCUGUCGCCUGCAGCGGCUCCAAGUCAACAAUUCAAUCAUUCUGUAAAUUGUUUGCCGGUUGCGUGAGCUUGAUUUUACAUCUCAGGUGAUUCAGAAUAUUUUUCCAAGUCUAGAAAUGAAACAACGCCGGUAAACGUGCAAUAUUAUCUAAUUCACAUUGUAUAAUCGCAUUUAACAAUACAACAUUAGUUUUUUAACCGUGCUGUUGUAACCUACUUUAUGGGGUAACGUUACGAGUAUUUAGUCAUAUUUCAUCGCGGAGUCUGUAGCGUAAAGCGCAACCUAUAAUUUAUAUUCAUGGAGCUAUCGCAAGUAAAUUAGAAAACCCUUUUAUACUCCGGCACAAAUGCCUACCUACUACAGUAUACUGAACUGAAGUUGAAGCGACGACCCUCGCGCGGAUAAUCCCCGCCGACACAGAACUCGCAUUCCGAGCGACUCCCGUCCACCCUGAGUAGGUGCAGGGCUGCCGACUCACCGACAGACCAUGACUUCUCCUCACUGUUGGAACAGGGUAAUCUAAUACCGAAAAUAGUAUGUCGCUGAGGCAGAUAAUUCGUUAUAAUUUAGUACGGAAAAAAACAUGAAACCAAAAAACAGUGUUUCAAAUGGCACAAUGUUACAAAAAGUUAUACCUACUAUCUCGCACAAAUUUACACAAUCUCGCACAAAUUUGUAUAACAUGCACAAUGUCAAUGGGUACAGCGGCAGGCUCUCACACAUUUCUAACUUUAUGGGGGCGUCCCCGAUGGGCCCUCGGGGACGCUUACUCUAUGUAAAGUAUUAGCAGAUUUUUAACAUAUUUUAUUUUGCUGCAUAUUGUUUUUGUAUUGAUUAUGAUGGCAGACGUGACCCGUGUAGGCUUACACGUGCGAGUGUGCAGGCGUGCAGGUGUGUAGGUCAGUGUGCAGGCGUGCAGCUUGCUCGCGUGCCGGUGUGCAAGUCUCAGUGUGUGUAUGUCGGGCGGGUGUCUCACUCAGCCUAACUCACAUUGUCACAUCUCCUGACUGUCUGAGUAUCCAAUAUAAUUAUGCAAACUAGGUGUUUAUACGUGAUGAAAAAUAUAGUAGUACUUCUCAAUCAUAAUUUUAAAAUAUUCAUAGGUACGUUAAUAAAGCGCAAAUUCGUAUUUUUUUGUAUUGAGUGUUGGUAAUUUUGAUUGUGAAGUUUAUCUCGGGCUGGUCCCAUUAUUAAUGUCGUUGUUUAUUAUAGUAUUCACUACUGAUUGUUUUAUUUAUUUAAAUUUAAGUCAUAAGGUUUAGUUAAGAAGUUUCUUGCGUCUUCCUAAAUUUUCAUUUGUACCUAUGCAAGUUCUAAAACCGUUUUUGUUGAGUUUCUAGAGUGUUUAUAAAACUAAUAAAGAUUUUAUUGUGUUUUCAUACCAGUCACUAGUGUUACUGUAAACAGAUAAUAUAUAUUACUAGACAUAUUUUUGUGGAAUGUAUUUCGAAGGUGUUCGUACAACGUAGUCGACUAUCACUGACUAAGCUGAACCAAAACUUAUUAGUAAGUAAGUACUUUUAUAUCCGUGCAAUAUUAUAGGUACCUACUAUUUAUAUAGGUCUUUUACUGAAACUUUUUUUUAACAAUUUUUCAUCAUUAUCAUCAGCCACAAGUUGAAUUGAUUGUUGUCGGUAGAUGAUUGUGGAGUGUACGAGAUACUUUGAUAGUAUGUAGAAUCCUACGUACCCUACUUAGUUGUACCUUAUACCAUGUUAUAAUAACCCAGUGUUCUCAAUCUUAUAAUUUUCGAAAAAAAAAACUGUGCUGACACUAGACUACUAGAGAGUGCUUCCGAACCACACGGGGGUUUGGGAUUUCCGAAUCAAUCAAAUAUAGUUAGUUCAAGUACUUAUUUGUAUUAUGCCAUCUGUGGUUUUUAUACAAUAAAAUUUAAAAGUUUCAAGCGUAUAUUUUUUUACUUCGUAUUUCAAAAACAUUCCUCAUCGAAGUGCCGAUGAUUCACAUUCGCGGUUAUUUACAGACUACUCCCAAAUACAUUAACGCUAGAAGUAACCUCUUUUUAAAUUUACACACCGAGAUACGUACUCACUCCACAGUCCACACCAUGAAUUGAGUAGAAAGUGAGAUAUUUGCCUAUAAGUACUAACAUCUGAUUGAUUUAUCUUACUACUGUUUAUAAGGUAGACGAAAGAAGUUUGAUGUAAACUAAAAUGGAAUUAGAAAACCUUCAAUUAAAACUUUUAUUUUGUAUGAAAAAAAUAUGGGAGCACUCUUUUAAAGGCGAUUUCAAAAUAUAAGUAUGUAUCAUGUACCUACCUGAAACCUAUUUUUAAUUCAUACGUGUACUUAAAAUUAAUUAAAUAGAAGCUGAUGGAUGUGUGUAAAAUAGCAUAAUAAAUAAUUAAUUAGCUAAUAUACUUGAUAAGAUUGGUGUAAAGUGUUAUUUUUGUUUCGAAUAAAGAUUAUUUAAAAUUGUAAA